AUGAGUGGGUACACCAUGUUGCGGAAUGGGGGUUUUGGGAACGGAGGUCAACCAUGGAUGCUCCGGUGGUCCAGUCGAAUUAGACUUUCCUGGCUCAGCUUCACACUGUUCAUCAUCCUGGUUUUCUUCCCUCUCAUUGCCCAUUAUUAUCUCACCACCAUCGAUGAUGAUAACAAUCGAAGCAAACCACUCUUUGUUCCACGGACAGGCAAUGAACUUUGCGAAGUGAAGCAUGUUCAGGAUCUGUGUCGGAUCCGAGAGUCCGUUAGUGAAGAGCUCCUGCAGUUGGAAGCCAAGAGGCAGGAGCUCAACAGUGAGAUCGCUAAGUUGAACUUAAAAAUAGAAGCAUGCAAAAAGAGUAUAGAGAACGCAAAGCAGGACCUACUUCAGCUCAAGAAUGUCAUCAGUCAAACGGAGCAUUCGUAUAAAGAACUGAUGGCACAAAAUCAGCCAAAGCUUUCAUUGCCAAUCCGGCUGUUGCCAGAUAAAGACGAUGUUAACUUACCUUUGCCAAAGUCCAAAAGGAACUGCCGGCUGUAUAACUGUUUUGAUUACUCGAGGUGUCCCCUUACUUCGGGUUUUCCUGUUUAUGUGUACAAUGGAGAUCAGUACCCUUUUGGCAACUUAAUAGAUCCAUUGAUCAAACAAGCCUUGGAGGCCAGUGUCAGAACUAAUGCAUACGUGACUGAAAAUGCAAAUAUUGCUUGUAUAUAUGUAGUUUUAUUGGGAGAAAUGCAGGAAUCCUUAAUGCCAAAACCUACUGACCUAGAGCAACAGUUGCACUCUUUGCCAUAUUGGAGGACUGAUGGCCACAAUCACCUUAUUAUUAACUUGUCUAGGAAAUCUGAGACCCAAAACUAUCUUUAUAAUGUCAGCACAGGACGUGCCAUGAUUGCUCAGUCCACCUUUUAUGAUUUACAGUAUCGGCCGGGGUUUGACAUCAUUACAACGCCAUUAGUCCACGCAAUGUCCGAACCCAACUUCCUAGAGAUUCCCACACAGGUGCCAGUUAAGCGGAAGUAUCUUUUCAGUUUCCAAGGAGAGAAGAUCGAAUCUUUGCGUUCAAGUCUGCAAGAGGCCCGAUCAUUUGAAGAGGAAAUUGAAGGUAAUGCACCAGCUGACUAUGAUGACCGCAUCAUCACCACUCUUAAGGCUGUCCAGGACAGUAAAUUAGACUUUGUUAUGGUUGAGUUUACGUGUAAAAACCAGCCCAAAGCAAGCCUGCCCACCGAGUGGGCCCUAUGUGGAGGAAGGGAAGACAGGUUAGAGCUACUGAAGCAAUCCACAUUUGCACUUCUCAUUACCCCAGGAGAUUCCCAGCUCGUCAUAUCCGCUGGCAGUGCCAUGCGACUGUUUGAGGCUCUUGAAGUAGGAGCCAUCCCAGUCAUUUUUGGAGAGCAGAUCCAGUUACCCUACCAUGACAUGAUACGGUGGAAUGAGGCAGUGUUAAUCAUACCAAAACCACGUAUCACCGAGGUACAUUUUCUUUUGAGAAGCAUUUCUGAUAACGAUCUCCUUGCCAUGAGAAGGCAAGGGCGUUUCCUGUGGGAGACCUACUUUUCUACAUCCGAUACAGUUUUUAACACCAUCCUGGCAACUCUAAGGACUCGUAUCCAAAUUCCAGCAGCUCCUAUCAGGGAGGAACCAGCUGUGGAAAUUCCUCAUCGCUCGGGAAAAGCUGCUGGUACAGACCCAAACAUGGCAGACAAUGGAGACUUGGAUUUGGGACCAGUUGAAACCGAACCACCAUACGCCUCUCCUAAAUACCUGCGUAACUUCACUUUGACUGCAACCGAUAUUUACCGUAACUGGAAUUCGGCCCCGGGCCCUUUUCAUCUAUUUCCACAUACACCUUUUGAUCCUGUCUUGCCCUCUGAAGCAAAGUUCCUGGGAUCUGGUACUGGGUUCCGUCCAAUAGGUGGUGGGGCCGGUGGAUCUGGAAAAGAGUUUCAGGCUGCUCUUGGCGGAAAUGUCCCAAGGGAACAGUUCACUGUGGUUAUGUUAACUUACGAGCGAGAGGAAGUAUUGAUGAACUCCUUGGAGAGGUUAAAUGGACUCCCUUAUUUAAACAAAGUUGUCGUAGUUUGGAAUUCUCCCAAGUUACCGUCAGAGGACCUCUUAUGGCCAGACAUUGGUGUGCCUAUAGUGGUAAGUUAUUUAAAGAUGCAUGUUUUUUUCUGUGAAAAAUGUUUUGUUUAA
Molecule: messenger RNA, 2199 nt
Organism: Staurois parvus
Lineage: Eukaryota; Metazoa; Chordata; Amphibia; Anura; Ranidae
Source: the annotation of a GenBank genome assembly